AUGGCCGACAUGGACGUGUUUUCUGCGAUGGGCAUCGUUGGAUUUGGCAAAGCUGCCAAAAAGCGCGAGCUCGAUCCCAACAGGUUCGACAAAACCAAGCGUGAAGAGCUAGUUGUCAGUCUCAUAUUUUUCGCUUUGGAGGCGAAGCCCUUGAUCCCUUCAUCAGGGCCUAGUAAAGUAUCUAUUCGGGCACCAUCUCAAUCCGACGAAGACUCGGACGACCCCGGGCCUUCCCUUCCGCCAGCAGGCUCUUUCAAACACGAUACUGAUGGCGUAGGCGACGAAGACAAGGAAGAUGAUGAUACUGGCUCUGCUGACGACGAGCCUGAAUACGACCCCAGCGCUCCUUCGCUAUCGGCCCCCGAUUUCCCGAUCACACACGAGGCAACGCUCAAAGAGCACACCAAGGUGAUUUCCGCGCUUACGGUGGACCCGAGCGGUGCACGUGUUUUGAGCGGUUCGCAUGACUAUGAUUGUAAGUUGUGGGAUUUUGGUGGAAUGACGACGCAAACGAGGUCCUUCAAGACGUGGGAGCCUGCAGGCAGUUACUAUGUUAACGAUCUCAAGUACUCAAACGAUGGCCAGCAGUUCCUCGUAAUUUCAGGAACACUUCAAGCUAAGCUGUUUGAUCGGGAGGGCGAGGAGAAAGCAACGUUCGUCAAGGGUGAUAUGUAUAUCAGAGACAUGAAGCACACUGCUGGACACGUCGGGGAACUUUCAAGUUGUGCAUGGCAUCCGAAGGAUAAGCAGUAUUUUAUUACUAGCUCGGCAGACUCGACCAUUAGAAUAUGGGAUGUCGAGAACAGACGCAAACAGAAAUCUGUUAUUGUUGUCAAAUCAAAAGAACGAGGUGCACGGACUAAAGUGACGACGUGCGCUUACUCUACCGACGGAACGCUCAUUGGAGGUGCCUGCCUCGAUGGCGCACUGCAUAUGUGGCAGGCAUCAUCAAAUUUUGUGAGGCCAAAUAUGACGAUUGAGGGCGCACACACGAAAGGCACGGACGUCGGAUCUCUAGUGUUUUCCGUUGAUGGGAGAACGGUUCUGACGAGAGGAGGGGACGACACUGUUAAGCUGUGGGAUUUACGGGCCUUUAAGCGACCGCUCGCAUCACAUUCGGGAGCUACGACAUUGUAUCCUGGCACUAAUGCUGUAUUCAGCCCUGAUGAAAAGUAUAUUCUAACAGGCACAGGAGCGUCCACAAAGGGGGGACGAGGCAAAUUGGUGUUGCUCAGUCGAGAAAGUCUCAGUGUAGCGAAGGAGAUCGACAUGGACACGACGCCAGUCAAAGUGGUCUGGCAUUCCAAGAUAAAUCAAAUUAUCACAGGUCUUGCCAACGGCACCAUUGCAGUACUGUAUUCGCCGGAGACGUCGUUGAAUGGUGCGAAGUUGUUGCUGUCGAAGGGAUCACCGAAGCGACCGACGGUGGAGGAUUUGUCGGAUGCGCUCGCUGCGCCAACGAUCCUGACGCCACAUGCCUUGCCAAUGUUCAAAGAUGGGGAGGGAAUAGUGAAGGGAAUGAAGAGGAAGCGAGACAAGGACCGGAUGGACCCGAGGAAGAGCAGGAGGCCAGAGCUGCCUGUGACAGGACCAGGUCGGGGAGGACGGGUUGGUGCGAGUGCGACGCAACACGUUGUGCAGAACUUGGUGCGGGAUACGACACGUGACGAAGAUCCACGGGAGGCAUUGCUCAAGUAUGCGAAGAUGGCGGACGAGGACCCUCAAUGGACUUCAGCAUGGCGACAAAACCAGCCCAAACCCGUGUUUGCGAACGUCUCAGAGGACGAGGAGGAGGAGGAGGAAGGUCAAACCUUAAUUCAGUUCGCCUAUAAAGACCCAAUGGCUGGCUUCCGAUUCCCCCAAAUCCAAAAUCUCCUCUCCUCUGAAAACGUCACGCUCGCGACCAACACCGAACAACAAUCCAUUCUCUCUACCGCCGUCAACGGCGACAAUGUUGUCAACGCUAACUUCAAAUCUUCCAUACCAAUUCAUCCUCCGAGUGGAACACCAAGACCAAUGGAGGGCCAGUUGUUGGAUGAUGUAAAGAUGGCAGAAGAGACAACAGUUAAUGAUUCGGAUGAAGUCCCAAUAACCAACGGCGUCAACGGCGUGCACACCACUGACUCCGAUGGAGAUGUCCACAUGGACCAGUCCCCUACCACCAACGGUCAUUCUCAUGACAUCCCGCGCCAGUCAUCACUAGCACCUGCCGAUUCUGCUGGCCCACCAACAUCACGUGCUACAUCCAACUUCAAUUCUCCUCAGCACCGCUCCGACGCCGUCGAUGAUGAUGAUGAAGCCAGACCGCCCCCAGCUAAGCGCGCGCGCGUGCUAAUUCCUUUCUUUUUCUCGACCCUGAAGACUGGCUCUCCCCCUCCUAUUACAGCGUCCUCUGUGCAAACAAAUGGCGACACCGUUGUGUCGAGUCCAACUCCAGCGCCUACAUAUGUUGGUACCGGCAUAUCCACCCUCAGUCCUGUGCAACACAGAUUCUGUUUGUCGACAGUACGUUCGCUCAAGAAGCUCAAGGAUGCUUCUGCGUUCUUGCAUCCCGUGGACCCCGUUGUUCUUAAUAUUCCCCACUACCCAACCAUAAUCAAGACCCCGAUGGACCUGGGCACCAUCGAACGCAAGCUCAUGGCAUCUAAUCCCGCCAAGCCGGACACCAGUUCUAACAUUCCCCGUUAUUACAGCGCCGAGGAGUUUGUCUCUGACGUGCGGCUGGUGUUCAGCAAUUGCAUCACGUUCAAUGGCCCGGAUCAUGUGAUAGCUCAGGCAGGAAAACAUGUUGAGGCUGUCUUUGAUAAGCAGAUCAAGCAGCUUCCACCCCCAGCCGAGGUAUGUCACCUUUUGAUGAAUGCCGCGUGCGCGACUCAUUCACCUGCUCGCCGUCCUUCAACCUCGGUUCCUGUCAUCCGGCGCAAUGAGGCCGAACAGGCAUCUGCACGGCCGAAACGUGAAAUUCAUCCACCACCUCCGAAAGACCUACCGUAUGCCGAUGUGCCAAAAAAGAUGCGCAAGGUUAAGGUACCGAAGGACGAUGGUACAGGGGAGCAGCUGAAAUAUUGCGGGAGGAUCUUGAGUGAUCUCCAGCGAAAGCAGCAUGCAACGAUUGCCCAUCCGUUCUAUGAGCCUGUCGAUGCAGUUAAGCUUGAUAUUCCGACGUAUUACAGGGUCAUUAAGAAGCCCAUGGACAUGUCGACCAUGCGGAAGAAGCUCGAGGCUGGGGAGUACCCCAAUGCCUCAAAGUUCUUCGAUGACUUCAAGCUCAUGAUCCGAAACUGCUUCCUGUUCAAUCCCGCUGGUACACUCGUCAAUCAAGCAGGGAUCGAGUUGCAGCGGUUGUUUGAUGAGAAGUGGAAGAAUUUGCCGCCCCUUCGGGAUGUGAGUGAUGAAGAAGAGGAGGAGUACGAGGAUGAGGAGUCAGAGGAAGAACGUAACCGGAGGAUCGCCGCCAUGGAAGCUCAAAUCGAGUCGAUGCGCGGUAAUCUCAUGGCGCUUAAGAAUAAGCCGGCUAAGGAGAAGAAGAAAAAGGAGAAGAAAGAGAAGGCUCCUGUCGCUUCUACCUCAAAGGCCGUUGCAUCACGCACACCCAAGGCAGCGCCUACGACCAACGGGAACAAACGUAAGACCACAACGAAGAAGCCCAUGGCCGAGGACGAUGCCCUAUCCUUUGAGCAGAAGAAGGACUUGAGUGAAGCCAUCACCAAUCUCGAUGGGGUUAAGCUUGAGAAAGUCAUUCAAAUCAUUCAUGAGGGUGUUCCCGAAAUCCGCGAUAGCACCGAGGAAAUCGAACUCGAGAUUGACAUACUACCACCACACGUUCUCACAAAGCUGUACAAUUUUGUGCUCCGGCCUCUGCGGCAGCCAACGCAGAAACGGAAUCGAACUGGCAAGGGCACGGGUACUGGUGGCCUUAAACGGAAGAGCAUGGACGAGACUGCUGAAGCUGAGAAGAUUCGCAAGCUGGAGGAGCGCAUGCGGCUCUUCGAUGAUAACAACUUUGCCACGCCCAACGCUGCUCCCGUGCCAGCCCAUCAGAACGACAGUGAUCAUUCAUCGGACUCUUCUUCAGACGAUAGCUCGGGCAGCGAGUCGGAGUAA
This is a messenger RNA of Suillus clintonianus, 4104 nucleotides long. RefSeq lists its product as uncharacterized. Gene Ontology annotation, biological process: regulation of DNA double-strand break processing. The record is from RefSeq and is a predicted model, not a curated record. NCBI's taxonomy places the organism in Eukaryota, Fungi, Basidiomycota, Agaricomycetes, Boletales, Suillaceae. Gene Ontology annotation, cellular component: nucleus; site of double-strand break. The transcript has 19 exons. Gene Ontology annotation, molecular function: protein binding. The coding region runs from base 1 to 4104 and encodes 1367 amino acids.